Molecule: messenger RNA, 738 nt
Organism: Neltuma alba
Lineage: Eukaryota; Viridiplantae; Streptophyta; Magnoliopsida; Fabales; Fabaceae
Product: pectinesterase 3-like
Exons: 1
Coding region: 1-738 (245 amino acids)
Biological process (GO): negative regulation of catalytic activity
Molecular function (GO): enzyme inhibitor activity
Source: RefSeq, a predicted model, not a curated record
AUGGAAUCCUCCAAAUUCUUCCAGGGCUAUGGCAAAGUCGGCGAUCACCUCGAAGAUCAGCCCUCUUUCCCCAGACCCCCUAACCGCAAGCCCCUUGUCGCCACCAUUUCUGUUUUGGCCAUCCUCUUCCUUACUCUCUCUGUCGGUGCCACGCUCGGAGCUCUCAUCCACUCCUCCAAUUCCGGACCCCCGGAAUCUCCAUCAACCCCUUCCACCGCCAACACCGGCCUCGACGCCUCCAUCAGAACCGUUUGCAACGUCACUCGCUUCCCGGCCUCCUGCUACUCCAGUAUUUCCCCCCUCACCACUUCCCUCCAAAACCCUAACGACCCCGAAUCCAUUCUCAAGCUGUCUCUUCGUGCUUCCCACAACGAGCUCUCUAAGCUGUCGUCUUCCCUCAGAACCUUGGCUUCGACCUCCAACGCGGCCGCUAUCACGGAUUGUAAGGAUCAUAUCGAUGACGCGCUGAGUCGACUCAACGACUCGCUGUUGGCGAUGAAUGUUUCUCCCGGCGACAAGGCGUUGACGGAUGCGAAGAUCAGCGACAUACAGACGUGGAUCAGCGCGGCGGUGACGGACCAGGAAACGUGUUUGGAUGGAUUGGAGGAAACAGAGUCGGCGGCACAGGGAGAGAUGAAGCAGAAGAUGCAGAGAUCGAGGGAGUACACAAGCAACAGCUUAGCCAUCGUUGCAAAUAUUCGCAUCCUACUACAACGCUUCAACAUGUCCCUCCAUUGA